This is a messenger RNA of Ruditapes philippinarum (Manila clam), 2515 nucleotides long. RefSeq lists its product as uncharacterized. The coding region runs from base 490 to 1587 and encodes 365 amino acids. The record is from RefSeq and is a predicted model, not a curated record. NCBI's taxonomy places the organism in Eukaryota, Metazoa, Mollusca, Bivalvia, Venerida, Veneridae. The transcript is spliced from 5 exons.
AUAAACGACUGCGGAUUGUAUAGUUUAUUUAAUUCUUAAUACUUAAAUCAUUUUAUUAAGGGAAGUUAUCGGGUUUCAGUGUCAGAAUAAACAAAACUACCAUUUAGAUAUACAAAUCGUUCAAUUAAUUUGACAAAUUGCUUUAUAAUUGCUCAAGAGAUAUGAGUUUUAUUUCAAUAUAAAUGCGGUAUAUAGGUAAACAAUGAACAUUUCUAUAUCAAUAUGAUUUAAAUUAAUGAAGUAUCGAUUGCAGCUACAGGCGAAAAUCAAUAAAAAAGAUCAAAAGCUUCUUUACAUUUGUAAAGCUUCACUGAUUUUUGCGAAUAAUUAUAAUAAGCCGGUUUGGCACUCUGAUUCUAUUUGUUUUUGAAGAGCAUUAUUUUCUUCAAUAAGUACGGAAAGUAACGAUUUAUAACGGAAUAGUAUUACGUACUUAAGGAAGAUUGGAUAUAUUAAUUCGUCAGCAAGGAAUAUAAUUCGCAAAUAAGGAUGUCAGAUGACGCGCAUGCGCAUACAACCAUUGAUGAUAUAGAAGAACAUUAUGAAGAAAAAGAUGACUCUAGGCCAUUUUUUCAAAGACAAAAAUAUGAGGUGGGUAUUUACAUCACCGUGUAUGACGCUGUCCCUGUUGAAGAAAAGAGCCAUGGACUUGAGCAUUUCUUCAGAAUGAAAACCACAGAAAUAUUGUACGAUGAAUUUGCUAAAAUGGAUCUAGUUGACAUUCGCACAGAAUUUGAGAAACGCCACUCCCUUCCUAAAAUGUAUAUAGAACGAUUCGAACCAGGAAUCGUUAUGGCUGUUGGAUUCGACACUAUCGAAGCGCUUGACGAACUUUGGACGAUGUACAAAGAAGAAAAACUAAAUGCUUUGAUAGAAAGUAUCUUGAUAACAGCCGGUGAUUUGAAAGCAGCGUCCUUAAAAGAUGUUACCUUGAAAACAAAACUUUGGGAAGAUGAGUAUGACGUUUGUAGACAAGAGCUGGAACCUGAUAUGAAACAAAGACUGGAUAUUCAAUUCAGGCCAAAUGACACGAAGAUGGUUAAACGACUCAAAGCUUAUCAAAAAGUUAUUGCCGAAGAUAUACUGCGCAUGCGCGACCUUGAUAACGAAAUCGAAUUAAACAGGAACGAGUUCAUGAACUGUAUUCGUAACCUGCUUCCCGAAGAUGUUGGUCAUAUUCCAACUCUUAAAGAUUAUGAAAUACUUGUUCAUUCACCGAAAGCAGAACACAUGUUCCACAAAAAAUUGCUAGAUCUAUAUUCCAGUAUAAUUCAAAAAUGGCGCCAAUAUUACGAAACGUAUGGGAAAGAAAUUGUCAUGCCGUUGAAGCAGCUUCAUGCAGUUUGUGAAAACCAGAAACAAAAAGACAUCAAAACAAAGAUCAUUCACAGCAUACAAGAAAUGCAGGCUAUGUUAUGUGAUGAUUAUGAUUUGAGAUUAGUCACUCAUGCAGAGACAGAGAAAAAGAUGGCUCGGCGAGAAUAUCCGGUAUUCCGUGGUCUUCUUAGUCUCAUACCCAUUGGUGCAGAACGUAUUUCAGACAUAGACAUACAACUAGAUGAAUAUAUGAGAGAGUUUAAAGUGUGAUUGAAACUUAAAUUGACACAAAAUAUUGACCUUUCUUUAUAACCUACGUCAACAUAAUUAUCGGCUCUUAAUAAAAACCACAGGUAGUUUUGAUAAUUAGUUAGAUAUAUAUUUUUACUGCAAACAAAUAAGUGAACCCAAAUUACUCUUAUGUAAUAAUAAUUAAUUUUGAAGCAUUAUGCCUGACAAUGGAAAACAAUGGAUUUCCAUUGAUGACUGGGACGAAAGUAUUGAAGAAUAAUUUGCUAUAUAGUGUUCUGCUCUCCAUGUCAUUGAAUCUUUUUAUUUGUGUGUGCGUACGUGCAUAUGUGUGUGUUUCUUAAGAUCUUCAAUUACAUACUAAUCAAAAGACGAUCUGCAUGUUUUACUUAUAUUAAGAUUGAGAAUCUAAAUUUUCUAAAUUAACUUUACAAAGCCAGAAUUACAAUUCCAACAAGCGGUCGAAAAAAGUACCAAUUUCACUAUGUCACAUUUAUAUAUAUAGCGAGAGUAAAUAUAUGGCUAACGUGCAAAACAUUCCCUGACUAAUUUUGUAACUGUCGACAUGCUUUAAGUUAUGCCUGUUUAUUUAUAUUUGAGGAAUUAAUUGCGCACCGUUUCUUUGGAUAAGUGUUUGAUAACGAUGUUAGUUUUUAAAUAGGCUAAAUGUUUCUUAAUUGUUUGUACAUUUGUACUACGUUUUGAGUUCGCAGCAUUGGAUUGUCUUUUAUUUCUAAGAAAGUAUUCUUUUUAACAAUCAUCUUUCAUAAAAACUGUGCAAGCACGUUAACGUUUACGGAGAAUGAAAACAUGCUGAUAAGCUUAUAGCAACGAUGGAACUGGUAGUUUCAUUGUCAAAUCACAUCGCAUUAUCAAGUGAAAAAAAAAGAAACCUUUGUCUUAAUGCGAAAAACAAAUAACGGAGGGCAGAAUUAUCUAAUCAAACGUA